AUGCUUGGCGAGGAGGAGCUAUGGGGCCAGGAAGACGAGGACCGCAGGGUAGGUUUGGCAAUCCAGCUGGGGAAGAAAGAGAAGAAAGGGCUCCUACCACAGCACUUCUCCAUCCCCAGCCGUGACCAGUCCCUCUCUUUGCAAGGGAAUGGUUCUAGAACUCUGGGGUCGGAUUUCUUUAGUACAGAACCUGCUAAGGCCAUCAAACCUAUUGAUCGGAAGUCAGUCCAUCAGAUUUGCUCUGGGCCAGUGGUACUGAGUCUAAGCACUGCGGUGAAGGAGUUAGUAGAAAACAGUCUGGAUGCUGGUGCCACUAAUAUUGAUCUAAAGCUUAAGGACUAUGGAGUGGAUCUCAUUGAAGUUUCAGACAAUGGAUGUGGGGUAGAAGAAGAAAACUUUGAAGGCUUAACUCUGAAACAUCACACAUGUAAGAUUCAAGAGUUUGCCGACCUAACUGAGGUUGAAACUUUCGGCUUUCAGGGGGAAGCUCUGAGCUCACUGUGUGCACUGAGCGAUGUCACCAUUUCUACCUGCCACGCAUCGGCGAAGGUUGGGACUCGACUGGUGUUUGAUCACGAUGGGAAAAUCAUCCAGAAAACCCCCUACCCCCACCCCAGAGGGACCACAGUCAGCGUGAAGCAGUUAUUUUCUGCACUACCUGUGCGCCAUAAGGAAUUUCAAAGGAAUAUUAAGAAGGUACAGUAAAUUAAUCCUGGUUUUCAAGAGUAUUGGUUAAUGCACAUGAGCAAAAGAUUUACUAAAGAUGUUUAUUCUUCAGUUGAUUCUCUUGCCAUAAUCUAUUGAGAAAUGCUUUAUUUGCAUUUCUCGUUAAAGACUUAACAUUAAAGACUUAACUUUAGGGUGAUUUACUUUUUUCUUUUCAUCACAUAGUGUUUAUUAGGACUGGGCAACAUAGUGAGACUCUGUUUCUAUGAAAAAUAAAAAAAAAAAUUGACUGGCCAUGGUGGCAUCCACCUGUAGUUCCAGCUACUUGGGAAGCUGAAGUGGGAGAUUCACUUGAGCCCAGAAACUUGAGGCUGCAGUGAGCUAUGAUUGCGCCACUGUAUUUCAGACUGGGAGACAG
Molecule: messenger RNA, 1084 nt
Organism: Pan troglodytes (chimpanzee)
Lineage: Eukaryota; Metazoa; Chordata; Mammalia; Primates; Hominidae
Product: putative postmeiotic segregation increased 2-like protein 2
Exons: 5
Coding region: 1-705 (234 amino acids)
Biological process (GO): mismatch repair; somatic hypermutation of immunoglobulin genes
Cellular component (GO): MutLalpha complex
Molecular function (GO): mismatched DNA binding; ATP-dependent DNA damage sensor activity; ATP hydrolysis activity
Source: RefSeq, a predicted model, not a curated record